This is a messenger RNA of Astyanax mexicanus (Mexican tetra), 1624 nucleotides long. Its product is annotated as carboxypeptidase O. The transcript has 9 exons. Gene Ontology annotation, molecular function: metallocarboxypeptidase activity; zinc ion binding. The record is from RefSeq and is a predicted model, not a curated record. Gene Ontology annotation, biological process: proteolysis. Lineage: Eukaryota; Metazoa; Chordata; Actinopteri; Characiformes; Acestrorhamphidae. The coding region runs from base 103 to 1191 and encodes 362 amino acids.
GAUCAUUCAGCGGCUGCAGUAAAAACCCUGAUUAUAAAAGCCGACACUCAGGAACUUCUCUCAGGAGCUUCUCUCAGAACAGGAACAUCUAAACCACCGACCAUGCUGAGAUCAGUCUUACCCGCACUGCUGCUACUGACCCUGCAAACCCACAACAGGGCAGUGGAAGGCCUGGAUCUACGAGCUUAUGACUACACCAAGUACCACACCAUGGACGAGAUCUCAGCCUGGAUGGUGCAGAUGGAGACGGAUCACCCUGAGGUGGUGUCCAGUAUGAUAUAUGGAACAACAUACGAGAACAGGAGCAUCAGCCUGCUGAAGAUCGGUCUGAACAGCACCAGUCCAAAGAAGGCGAUAUGGAUGGACUGUGGGAUCCACGCCAGAGAAUGGAUUGCUCCAGCUUUCUGCCAGUAUUUCGUAAAGGAGAUCCUGGCCUCCUACAAAACAGACACGAAGAUGAAUGAAAUGUUUAAGAACCUGGACUUCUACAUCACUCCUGUUCUCAACAUGGACGGAUACAUCUACUCCUGGGUGGACAACACGACUCGUCUGUGGAGGAAGUCCCGGUCUCCGGGUUCUGACGGCUGCAGCUGCUACGGCACUGAUCUGAACCGGAACUUCUACGCUAACUGGGGAAUGGUGGGAAUUUCUCGUAACUGCUGUUCGGAGGUGUAUAACGGUCAGUCCGCUCUCUCCGAGUCUGAGGCCAGAGCCGUCACCGACUUCCUGAGCUCCAACCGAGACCAGCUGCUCUGUUUCCUCACCAUCCACUCCUACGGUCAGCUGAUCCUCGUCCCCUACGGACACCCCAACAUCUCAGCGCCCAACUACAGCGAACUGAUGGAGGUGGGUCUGGCUGCAGCGAAGGCCAUUAAAGCCGUUCAUGGGAAGGAAUACGUAGUGGGGACCUCGCCUGACGUGCUGUAUGCGAAUUCGGGUUCUUCGCGGGAUUUCGCUCGUCUGAUCGGGAUCCCGUUCUCCUUCACCUUCGAGCUCAGAGACAAGGGCGAGUUCGGCUUCAAACUGCCUGAAGAUCAGAUCCAGCCCACCUGUGAGGAGGCGUACCAGGGGGCGCUGUCCAUCAUCACCACCGUCCACGACAAGACCUUCACCAGCGCCGCGUUCACCAUAACAGCCACACUGUGGACCACGAUGACCGCCGCCUGCCUCUCUACCGCCACCUGGGUGUGAGCUGUAGACAGUGGGUCUUUCGCCAGGAGGGACACACGUUUUAUCACAAAUACAUAUGAGAGAGAACUGACCUAACGAUCAAAAUGGAGUUUGUCUGCGAUUUGAAAGACAAAAGUAAAAAACAAAAAGUUCUAAAAUUGUGUAAUAUGAACCUGUCUUAAAGAUCUCAGCUAAUUAUGAGCUUUUUUAUUAUUUUUUUUAAAUAAUGUUUUAUGAAUAUUUAUUAAAACCCAGUCGUUCCAUUGAAGCUAAAGGGUUAAACACUCCAUAUUCAUGGUGUAAAGAAAGCAAUGUACAAAUUUGAUCUCAGAUCAGGCCUUCAUUCGUUUAUUUAAUUUAAUUCAGUGUAUGACUGACACUGAUGACUUUGUAAACAAAAGUAUUUGAAUGUUUUUUGCUCAAAUUACUAAAAAUAAAUCUGCUUUUACCUACA